AUGUGCGAGCUACAAAUAACCAGAUACAAGUGCGGCCACACAGAUAGCUUGAAAAAGUAUUGCCCACAUGCCUUCGACGCCUGCCGCUUCGGAAUUGCAGCACGACUAUGCGCAAUUACCAGUAUUACGAGAUACAAUAGCCCCGACUGCUGUUACGACCCCAAGUGCCUCUACUGCCUCUGGCAAAAGCGAUGGGUCUGCCACAAGUGCAAGAGCCCUAAUAAGAACACCCCGACGUGUGAGCUUACCGGAUGUAAUCAUCCAGCCUGCACCAGCUGCGAACCUUUGGUUUCUACCUCACCGAAUAUAGCACAGAAGGAGACUCGGAAAGCUAAGCGAGACAAGCCAGCUGGGCCGCCAAAGUUCAAUAGGAAGAAGUACGUCGUUCAGGCUGUCGCGGCAUACAAGCGGCGGCAACGCAAACUUCCCAGGGUCCCAGUCUAUGACCCCAAGGUUGGAGACUGGGUCUAA
Molecule: messenger RNA, 471 nt
Organism: Colletotrichum orchidophilum
Lineage: Eukaryota; Fungi; Ascomycota; Sordariomycetes; Glomerellales; Glomerellaceae
Exons: 2
Coding region: 1-471 (156 amino acids)
Source: RefSeq, a predicted model, not a curated record